CAGUUUACGAAGCCAAAUAUAUUUUUGAAUAAAAAAGAACGCAUGGUUUACUCGAAAUCAUGUCUUGCCCAGGAUUAUUUUUUAAGGCGUUCAACACGCUCAACAACCCUCUAUUUAUCAACAGGGUUAUUAACGUAAACCAGGUGGCCGUGGCCGGUUUAAAACAAAACACCAAAGACCUGCUGGAUAAACUAAACAUCCCCGAAAAACCAAAGAGGCCCUUGACGGCGUAUUUGAGGUAUUUAGCUGAGCAUAGGCCAGUUGUAACGAGGGAGAAUCCAGAUUUGAAAGCCAAAGAUAUCGUGAGAAAAUGCGCGGAGGACUGGAACAAACUGCACGACUCGAUUAAGGAAAAGUUCGCCGCUGAGUGGAAGGUGGAAUCUGAGUCGUAUGACACCAAGUUGUUGAAGUAUAACGAGUCUCUGACGCCGGAUAUGAGAGAUGCCUUAAAAAAGGCCACCAAAGAACAGAAGUCCAAGAAGGAGAGGAGGAAAUUAAAAAAGCUUUAUAGAGAACAUAACAAGCCAAAAAGACCCUUAACAGCCUAUGCCUUGUACCUGACUGAUUUAUGCAAACAAGAGGGAAAGCAUCUGAGAGAUAUUUUUGCAGAAAAAAAACAAGCGUGGUCGACAUUACCGCAACAAGAGAAAGACAAAUAUCAGGAUAUGUACAUAAAAGAAAAGGUUAGGUUUGAAAAGGAGUUGGCAGCUUGGGAAAAAAAGAUGAGAGAAGACGGUCAUGAGGAUUUGGUUGGUAAAAAGGAGGAAGUAAUUCCUGCAAGCUUGAUGAAAAUGAAGAAGGAGAAGCCGAUAAAGUCUUCCAAAAAAUAGGGGGACGAGUGCUUUCAGUCCAAAAUAACCACCUCCGUGGAUGAAGGCACUAAUGUAAAUAACAUUGAAACAUUAAAAAAGUCGGAUCGAGAAUCUCAUCUGCAGGAUAGUUCUUUUGUUUCAAAGGAUCGGAUAAGUGAGGUGGAAAAUUUGAAUGUUAAAGAUGAGGGUUUGAAAGGGGAGAAGAAAGGCGGUAUUCUUAAAAAACUCACUGACAUAUUCAAAUUUUAAUAAAUAUUAUAUUUUUUUGCCAUACUUACUAACCCAGUAUAUUUCAGUUUUUUUUGUUUUUAAAUAAAACGGUUUUAGU
This is a messenger RNA of Brassicogethes aeneus, 1140 nucleotides long. NCBI's taxonomy places the organism in Eukaryota, Metazoa, Arthropoda, Insecta, Coleoptera, Nitidulidae. The record is from the annotation of a GenBank genome assembly.